Messenger RNA from Babesia bigemina, 972 nucleotides. RefSeq names its product Brix domain containing protein, putative. Gene Ontology annotation, cellular component: nucleolus. Gene Ontology annotation, molecular function: rRNA binding. The transcript is spliced from 2 exons. The record is from RefSeq and is a predicted model, not a curated record. Gene Ontology annotation, biological process: ribosomal large subunit assembly; maturation of LSU-rRNA from tricistronic rRNA transcript (SSU-rRNA, 5.8S rRNA, LSU-rRNA). NCBI's taxonomy places the organism in Eukaryota, Apicomplexa, Aconoidasida, Piroplasmida, Babesiidae. The coding region runs from base 1 to 972 and encodes 323 amino acids.
AUGAAGAAAGGUACGGGGAAAAAAUGCAAGAAGUCGGGGACAGAAGAAUUAAAGACGGAGCCCGAAGCAAAAAAGCAAGUGCUUUUCAUGCUUUCCUCCAGCCAUUCUGCUGAAACCAAGCAGCUUCUGAAAGAUCUUUUCCAGUUAUGCAAGCCCAGCGGUUUCUUCAGGGAGAACUAUCACAACGAUGUAGAUUUUGAGGAUAACGUGAAGAUACAAAUAAACCAGUAUAACCACCGCAUCGCGGCAAUGGUUUGCAACCGGAUGGAUUGUGGACUCUACGUAGUUGCCAGCUCUAACAAAAAGAGACCUAUGGGCAUAGGCCUGGGUAGGAUCUACGAUGGUAAGAUGUUGGACUGUUGUCAGCUGCGAGUGACGAAGUAUGUGCCUUUCGAUUUCUUCAAAGGUCCGAAUGACCUUGAAAUUUCGCACUACUCCUACCCACUCGUCUUGGCGCAGGGUGCCCAUUUUGGUGAGGAGAAUGGCCCUAUGCGCACAACGCGUGAUAUAUUACUGGACGUAUUCAGACCUCCUGCAACCGGAAUGGUGUCUCUAGAAAGCAUACAGCAAGUUAUCGUACUUACAAGUGUGGACGCAGAUGCAACCAAUACCGCAGAUGCGCCCAAGCAAAUCCUCUUUCGGCGAUAUCAAAUAUUAUUUCGCAAGUCAGACGAUGACCCCAAGAUUCCUAGAGUAGACAUGAAAGAGAUAGGUCCUCAAAUAGACUUCGAGCUGGUGGAUUGCAUGGAAGCUGACCCCGAGGUGUUCAAACACGCCACAGCCGUCGCGAGAAAGCCUAAGAAGCUUGUCUGUGGUGUGGACACCGAAACGUCGACCGCUAUCAAACGACGAAAGAACGUAUCAACCACAGCGCUUGGCCACACCGAGGGGCGCGUGUACCUCGACAGGCAGUCACUAGAUAAACUCUACACGCCACACACUAAAACACUGAAAUCCAAAAGGAGUGGAUAA